Messenger RNA from Apaloderma vittatum (bar-tailed trogon), 2568 nucleotides. It is a transcript of the gene TRPM1, whose product is annotated as transient receptor potential cation channel, subfamily M, member 1. The annotation marks the transcript as partial. The record is from RefSeq and is a predicted model, not a curated record. Gene Ontology annotation, molecular function: calcium channel activity. Gene Ontology annotation, biological process: calcium ion transport into cytosol. The transcript is spliced from 18 exons. Lineage: Eukaryota; Metazoa; Chordata; Aves; Trogoniformes; Trogonidae.
GGUCAGAAGGCUUGGAUAGAGAAGACCUUUUCAAAAAGAGAAUGCAUCUAUGUAAUUGCCAACAACAAAGACGUUAGCAGGUGCUGCUGUGGCCAGCUCAUUAACCAGCAUAUUCCACCUCCUCCGAGUAUAACAGCCAAUAAAAAUGGAGAAGAAACAAAGCAAGUGGAAGCUCAGCCGGAGAAAUGGUCCAUCAGUAAACACACCCAAACCUACCCAACUGAUGCCUAUGGAAACCUUGAAUUCCAGGGAGGAGGACAUUCAAAUAAGGCCAUGUAUAUCCGUGUGUCGUACGACACGAAACCAGAUGCUCUGCUGCAUCUCAUGGUGAAAGACUGGCAACUGGAACUGCCCAAACUCUUAAUCUCUGUCCAUGGAGGCCUCCAGAACUUUGAAAUGCAACCUAAAUUAAAGCAAGUAUUUGGGAAAGGUCUGAUAAAGGCUGCCAUGACCACGGGAGCUUGGAUUUUCACUGGGGGUGUUAGUACAGGUGUCAUUCGUCAUGUGGGAGAUGCCUUGAAAGAUCAUUCUUCCAAAUCCAGAGGACGGAUAUGUGCCAUAGGAAUCGCACCGUGGGGCAUUGUAGAAAACAAGGAAGAUCUGAUAGGAAAAGACGUAACACGAGUUUAUCAAACCAUGUCAAACCCUCUAAGUAAGCUCUCUGUGCUCAACAGUUCGCACACGCACUUCAUUCUGGCAGACAACGGGACGCUAGGUAAAUACGGAGCUGAGGUCAAGUUACGACGUCAGUUGGAAAAACACAUUUCCCUCCAGAAGAUUAACACUCGGCUGGGACAAGGUGUUCCUGUAGUUGGGCUCAUAGUGGAAGGGGGUCCCAACGUGAUCUCCAUCGUCUUAGAGUGUCUCCGAGAAGAGCCCCCUCUCCCUGUCGUGAUAUGUGAUGGUAGUGGACGAGCAUCAGAUAUUCUAUCGUUUGCACACAAGUAUUCAGAAGAAGGAGGGAUAAUAAGCGAAUCCCUUAGGGACCAGCUUCUAGUUACCAUCCAGAAAACCUUUAACUACAACAGGAAUCAAGCUCAUCAGCUGUUCGCCAUUCUUAUGGAGUGCAUGAAAAAAAAAGAACUUAUUACCGUGUUCCGCAUGGGGUCCGAAGGGCAACAGGACAUUGAGAUGUCUAUCCUAACUGCUCUCCUCAAAGGUACCAAUGCAUCCGCUCCAGACCAGCUCAGUUUGGCUUUAGCCUGGAAUCGGGUAGACAUUGCACGCAGCCAAAUCUUUGUCUUCGGACACCACUGGCCACCUUUAGGAAGCCUUACAGCUCCUGAUGGUACAGCUCCUGAGAAGGAAAAGAAAUCUCCAGCACCUCAGACUAAAGCAGCCAGAGGGAAAGGAAAAGGGAAGAAAAAGGGGGGGAAAGGAAAAGAAGAGCCAGAAGAAGAAACAGACCCAAGAAAGCUUGAACUUCUGAACUGGGUGAAUUCCCUGGAGCAGGCUAUGCUGGACGCACUGGUUCUGGAUCGAGUGGACUUUGUGAAACUACUCAUUGAGAAUGGGGUGAACAUGCAGCACUUCCUCACUAUUCCUCGACUGGAAGAACUUUAUAAUACCAGAUUGGGUCCACCAAAUACGCUGCAUUUGCUAGUCAGAGAUGUGAAAAAGGGAAAUCUUCCACCAGAUUACCACAUCAGCCUAAUAGAUAUCGGUCUUGUACUUGAGUAUCUCAUGGGCGGAGCUUACCGCUGCAACUAUACUCGAAAAAGUUUUCGGACUCUUUAUAAUAAUUUAUUUGGACCAAAGAGGCCGAAAGCUCUUAAACUACUCGGGAUGGAGGAUGACGAGCCUCCCACCAAAGGGAAGAAGAAGAAGAAGAAGAAAAAGGAAGAAGAGAUCGACAUUGAUGUGGAUGACCCAGAAGUCAGCCGCUUUCAGUAUCCCUUCCAUGAGCUGAUGGUAUGGGCCGUGCUGAUGAAACGGCAAAAGAUGGCACUCUUCCUUUGGCAGCGAGGGGAGGAAACCAUGGCCAAGGCUCUUGUGGCCUGUAAACUGUACAAAUCCAUGGCCCAUGAGUCUUCUGAGAGCGAGCUGGUGGAUGACAUCUCGCAGGAUCUGGACAACAACUCAAAGGAUUUUGGCCAGCUGGCUGUUGAACUCUUGGAUCAAUCUUAUAAACACGAUGAGCAGAUUGCCAUGAAACUACUGACCUACGAACUGAAGAACUGGAGCAAUUCUACCUGCCUGAAAUUGGCUGUGGCAGCUAAACACAGGGACUUCAUUGCUCACACGUGCAGCCAGAUGCUCUUAACAGAUAUGUGGAUGGGGCGACUACGCAUGCGGAAAAACCCAGGCCUUAAGGUUAUAAUGGGGAUUCUCUUCCCUCCCACCAUCCUUUUCCUAGAGUUUCGGAGUCAUGAUGAUUAUUCUUACCAGACAUCCAGAGAAAAUGAGGAAAGCAGAGAAAAGGAGGAGGAAAACGCGGAUGCCAAUGCGGAUACAGGCUCCCGAAAAGGAGAUGAAGAGAACGGGAAAAAAAAACAGAAGAGCCUUCCAAUCGGAACAAAGAUCUAUGAAUUUUAUAAUGCGCCUAUUGUCAAAUUUUGGUUCUACACA